This is a messenger RNA of Trichoplax adhaerens, 1803 nucleotides long. RefSeq lists its product as uncharacterized. Gene Ontology annotation, cellular component: EMC complex. The transcript has 15 exons. The coding region runs from base 1 to 1764 and encodes 587 amino acids. NCBI's taxonomy places the organism in Eukaryota, Metazoa, Placozoa, Uniplacotomia, Trichoplacea, Trichoplacidae. The record is from RefSeq and is a predicted model, not a curated record. Gene Ontology annotation, biological process: protein folding in endoplasmic reticulum.
AUGUUCUUAAAGAAAGACAAAACCCUGAGCUACAGGGUAUUGUUUACGUACGAAGACCAUUCGUUGGCGUUAUUGCAGCAAAGCGGUAAAUCUUUUUGGUCACGAGAUGAAGCUUUAGCGGAAAUCUUAGUUGCUGAAAUGGUCGAAUUAGCUUUACCUGUCUCUGAACGUCUUCAAUCGCUAUAUGACGAAGUCACGAUAGCCAAAGAUGGGGUCCUAUCCCUUUUUUUCCGCCGUAUCUCUUCUCAAUUAAGCCAAUUACAAGUUUUGAUCGCAUCAUUUAAAGAUUUUCCUUACAAUAUUUGGAGCAGUGGAAAUAACAAAAAGGACCAAAAAUUAGUCAGAGAUCAAUUCAAUUUACGCAAAAUGAUUGUAGCUGUUACCCUUUCAGGAAAGUUAUUCGGAAUUGAUACUGCCAGUGGCGAUAUAGUCUGGAAACAUUACCUCCAUAAUCUAGCGCCAUUUAAUGAAUACGGAAAUCCACGAAUCCUUCUUUUCGAACAAAGAACAACAGCUCAUUACCCUUUGCCCCCAAGAUGUAUUGUUCUUGGCAAUGCUAAGAACGAUGAUGGAAAAUCUUUAAUAUAUGUAUUUAACCCAUUAACGGGAAAAGCAUUUAAAGACAGUGAAACCGAUGGUGUAUUAGUCGAUCAUAAAAUCAAGCAAGCAAUGAUUUUAACCCUCACAGAUAAUCAUUUUUCAAAAAUUUUGCUAAUGGUCGACCCUAAUAAUCAGGUAUUUUCAAGAAAUGUGUGUUAUUUAUUAACUACCAAGUAUAAAUCAUUGUACCUUCAUACAGUCAAUAAAGAUGAUGGUCAAUUGAAUGGAUACGCGCUAUCGACGGAUGCCAGAGAUAGAAUUAUUGCUAAAAAUAUAUGGACCACGCGAAUCCCCAUUGAUAAUCAGGCCAUAAGUUUAAUUUUUGCCAAAUUGCCAAACGAACCGGUUCAUUCUCAAGGUCGAGUUUUAGGCAAUCGUAGUGUUCUAUACAAGUACGCCAAUCCCAACUUAAUUGCUAUUACUACUGAAUCUAAGGACAAGGACAAACCGAUUGUCGAAAUAUUCUUAGUCGAUGGAGUUACAGGCGCUAUCGUGUUUCAAACAUACCAAAAGAAUGCCAGAGGUCCUGUCAAACUAGUACUGUGUGAACAUUGGAUUGUGUUUCAUUACUGGAACACCAAGUACAGGAGAUAUGAAAUGGCUGUCAUAGAAUUAUUCGAAGGGCAAAAGAAAUUAAAUGAGACAAUCUUCUCAUCGUUCAUUACACAGCUGAAUACCGUCAGCAUGCAAUCUUAUGUAUUUCCUUUUGAUGUAAUAACUAUGACAGUAACGCGUACCGAAAAAGCGAUUACGCAUAAAGAUAUUCUAAUCGGACUACCUGGUGGUGAGAUACUUUCUUUACCGAAAGUUUUAUUAGAUCCUAGAAGACCGUUUGUUUUAAGUGCUAGCGAUAGAGAGGAAGGCCUUAUACAAUAUGUUCCAGAAUUACCUUUCCCUACUGCUAACGUAAUCAAUUAUAAUCAAACGAUUAACGGAUUACGAAAGAUUGUUACCGCACCUGCUGGCUUGGAGUCUACUUCUCUUGUUUUCGCAUAUGGUUUAGAUUUGUUUUAUACCCGCGUAACUCCUUCCAAGAUGUUCGAUGUCCUUAAAGAAGAUUUCGAUUACACAUUUAUUACUAUAGUGCUCACGGCCAUGAUCUUAGUAUCCUUGGUAACUGCUCAAUUAUCAUCAUCGUCUAACUUAAAAAAAUUAUGGAAGUAAACCUUGUGAUCAUUUUCUAAUUCAUACCUCCAGUCUGUC